CACAGCUCCUAGUGUGCAGAGAAAACACCCUGGUAGCGCCAUGAAGAAAACGGUCGUGAGAAAGCAGGACAACGUGCCACUGCUGCCCAGUACGCCCACCCUCCCUGGGGAUGACAGCUUCCCACGCAACUCCUCAGUGACCUCGCAGACGGCCACUGGUGCCAAGCGCCGAGAGGAGCCGCUGCGUGGGCACGGGCAGAAGGACAGAGCCUUUUCAAACCCACAGCAGUCCUUGCAGGAGGCACUCAGCAUGCUCAGCAGCGAUGACUGGGAACGGAAGAAGAAGGGACUCUUAAACAUCACACACCUGGCUGAGUCCCAUUCCGAAGUCCUGCUUUGUCGACUUCGUGAGAUUUGCUUGGCAGUUACCAGCGAGGUGACCAACCUGCGGUCCAAGGUGUCCUGCUCUGCAAUUGUCACUCUGGGAGAUCUCUUUGCCAUCUUGAGGAAGGACAUGGACUCCGAGGCGGAUGAGGUUGCUGCGGUCCUUCUCCACAUGGUGUGGAACUCCCCAGAGUUUAUUCAGAAGGCAGCCUGUCAGAGCCUGGGGAUGAUGGUCGAGAACGUGACUCCUGCACGAGCAAUGACUGUUCUCAUGGACAGGGGAGUCAAGAGCCGCUACGUGCAGGUGCGGAAGUGUGCGGCCGAACUGCUCCUGUCCUUGAUGGAGAAAAUGGGAGUCACGAAGCUUGCAGGCACACCCAAGGCUGAGAGGCUGGCAGAGGUGGCAGGGACGCUUGCUCAGGACUGUCACAAGGACACAAGGCAUUAUGGACAGGAGAUGGUGAAGAUGUUACUGACCCAUCAAAAAUUUAAAAAGCUUCUGGAACAAGCUCUUUCCACACAUGACCUGGAAGAUAUCCUGAGAAGAAUUAAGAAGAAAGGGAUGGAAAGCCAGAAGGGUGAACGCCCACCUGUCAAGGAGCCGGUGGAGGAGAGGAACGACGGCCCGAAGGAGCCCCAGGACACAUUGCCUUCAAGCAAACGGGUGAAGUCUGCCACUGCUGGACGCCUCCUACGCCGCCCAAAAGCCCAGGUCACAUCACCUGCAGCUGUGAAAGGAAGGGAGGAGCUCCAGAAGCUUUACCAUCUCCUGGAAGCCAAGGGGUUUCAGACACGGAUGGAAGGAGUGGCACUCCUCCUAGACCUGUGCAAAAGCAGCCCCCAGCUGAUCUCCACUAACAUUGUCCAAAAUAUGGUGCCUGAUACUGGGGCUGUCAAGGGACUGAACGUGCUCUAA
Motacilla alba alba is the source of this 1240-nucleotide messenger RNA. Its product is annotated as TOG array regulator of axonemal microtubules protein 2-like. The coding region runs from base 41 to 1240 and encodes 399 amino acids. The transcript has 9 exons. Gene Ontology annotation, cellular component: cilium; cytoplasmic microtubule. The record is from RefSeq and is a predicted model, not a curated record. Gene Ontology annotation, biological process: microtubule cytoskeleton organization. NCBI's taxonomy places the organism in Eukaryota, Metazoa, Chordata, Aves, Passeriformes, Motacillidae. Gene Ontology annotation, molecular function: microtubule binding.